AGCUCCGCCUUUAAAAUGCAAGCAGUCAGGGUCUUUGGCUUGGCUAAGUUACAAUCCUCAUUCUCCAGGAGAGUUUCUAGUCUAGUUGAAGUUAAAUAUGAGACAAUAGCUGGUAAAAGGGCUCAGUAUAAUGUGGCAGUAGUACAGUUGAACAAUCCUCCAGUCAACAGUCUCAGCAGAUCAUUACUCUCAGAUCUAAAUGUCACCUUAAAGAACAUCUCUAGCUCUGACCACCAUAUUCAUGGCCUUGUAAUAGCAUCAAAUGUAAAGAACAGUUUUUCAGCUGGUCUUCAACUGGAAGAGCUAGUUAAUACGGAUCGUAAUAAACUAAGCCAGUAUUGGUCCUUGAUUCAAGAUUGCUGGCAUACGUUAUUUACUUCUCAGAUCCCAACAGUAGCUGCUAUAGAUGGACACUGUUUAGCUGGUGGUGUGAUAAUUGCUGUUGCCACAGAUUACAGGAUUGCAUCUAAUGGAGACUUUGGCAUAGGAGUCACUGCGGCUAGAAUUGGAGUAAUUGCUCCACCAUUAUUUCAGGACAAUAUUAAGCACAUUAUUGGCAGCAGACAGACAGAACUAAUGCUACUGCAGGGUAAAGUAUUUACACCAGACGAGGCUUUAAAGAUAGGACUGAUUGAUGAAGUACACUGUAGCAAUGAAGACAUCAUUUCAUAUGCUUGUCGCUCUCUUAUUCCUUUUAUGGAAACUGAUGUCAGAGCUCGAACAAAUAUGAAACUUUCUCUUCGGAGCAAAAUUAUUCAGAAAAUGGAAUUAGAGAGAGAAGAACACAACGAAGCAUUUGCUGACUUUAUGUUGAGUCCACCUGUCCAGGAGAAACUAGUCUCAUUUAUUAAAACAUUAAAGAAACAAUAAAGAGAGAGAGAGAGAGAGGAGGAGAGGGAGAGGAUUAAACACAUUCUGUUUUCAUAAUGAUUAUGUUAAAAAUUCAAUCAAUUGUUUGAUAUUAUGGAUCCUCUUAUUACUAAUCAAA
Molecule: messenger RNA, 988 nt
Organism: Amphimedon queenslandica
Lineage: Eukaryota; Metazoa; Porifera; Demospongiae; Haplosclerida; Niphatidae
Product: enoyl-CoA delta isomerase 1, mitochondrial-like
Exons: 1
Coding region: 16-870 (284 amino acids)
Biological process (GO): fatty acid beta-oxidation
Cellular component (GO): mitochondrion
Molecular function (GO): catalytic activity
Source: RefSeq, a predicted model, not a curated record